UGCGGCGCGGCUCUCGACUUCGGCCGACUCGGCUCUCGUCUCGGCUCCUCAAUCCCGUGCACACACUCGGUCGCGUACGUGAUCGCUCGCGCGCGACGUGAACCCCGACGUGGACGUUUGACAUCACGGCUGAGAAAGCGUGGCACCGCCAACCACCGUCCUGCGAGAGGAGAGAAAGACCACUCCGUCGUUGACUGUACACACGUCGUAUCGCGCGAGGACGCCGAGUCGUUCGCCGUCGUUCUCCGAAAAAAAAAACGGACACCCGUCGUCGUCACGUCAUCCGUCCGAAUUGUGCAAAUCGCGGUGACAUGCACGCACGUUCAACCGUGCGUCGCUGCUCGUAGGUGCUCCUCCCCUACCCCCCCGUGUUCAGUUCCUACGAUGUGUACCACGUAUCCGCGCGACUCACCCGGGAGAUUCAGCUGCAGAAGAGCGUUCGGUGCCGGGACAAGGUUGGCGGAUCUAUAUGGGGCAAUGCGUGUCUCGUAAGGCGGGCGCCGUCGUCGCAGCAUCCGGUCAUCACAACUCGCCCUCGUACCGUAUCAUGGACAAGGCCCAGAAACAGGGCUCUUCGAAGCGCGGCACGUCGCAAACGCGCGGCACCGCGAUGUCCUUCGGCUUCCGGCGACGGCCCACCAGUGGGAUUCCGAUGCCGAUAACGAACUACGCCGGCACCACCAGCGAGAAGAGCCUGCUGCAUCCGCGAUCGAAGUCGGCCGGCCCGGAGCAGGAUCGCCGGCGGAUGAUGGACGACGAUAACAGCAACGUGAUCCACAACUCGUCGUCCGGCCGGUCGACGCCGCGGCUGGCGCCGCCGAAGAAGGACUCGAGCGGGAUCGGCGUCAGGACGAAUCGCUUCGGCUACCGGCAGCCGCAGGCGAGAUUCACGAACAAGGUCGGCGACAUCUGCAACAGCCACAACAUCAGCCACUACAAUCAGGAGAAGCUGCAGCAAUAUCCGCAGCAUCAGCAGCAGCAACCGGACAACUACUUCAAGCAGCAACAACCGAACCGGGUCGUUGCGCAUGUGCCGCAGCACUUGUGCGGCACCACGACGCCGGCGAAGUCUCGCCCGUUGCAAUCGAGUAAUGCGGCUUACGGCGGCAAUCCGAUGGCGCAGCACGCGGACGCGAACAGACGAGCCUCGGGCAUUCCGGAGCCCGUCAGCAGGUACACGCUGCACACCAGUCAUCUGCCGCUACCGCAAUACGCCGUGCGGAUGAACGACUCGAACUCCAAGGUCGCCAAGACCGUGGCGAAUCAGAGCAGAAAGAUAUCGACGUCGACGUCGAAGGGCUCGUCCAGCUCGAAGGAGGGCUCGGUGACCGAGGAUUCGGGUGUCAGCAGCCAGCCGACCGGUCCGGAGGACAAUGACAGGUUCAGAACGAUGGAUUACAUGGACGACGGCUCCCUGAGGAGACGCGGAAUCGGCGUGUGCCGACCGAGAAACCUGCGCAUGGUGGUGUCCGGCAAGAGCUUCGACGUGAGAGACGUCCGCGACGACGACAGCACGGUCACGGAGAUCUCGGUGAUCCCGCUGCCCAAAUCUUUCGCGACCACCGCGGCCAGUCUGAAUACCGGCUUCGUGCGUGAGCGGGCCACGCAGUACCAGCGAAUCGUCAACAAGGACAACAGGUACACCGACUCGACCGCGUCCAUGUCCACCACGUCCUCAGAGGGCUACGACGAGGGUUGUCUGAGCGAGGAGAAGGUCUACAAGGAUCGAUCGCGCACCGAGAAGGUCCCGUCCAUGAAAUCGGACUUCAGCCCGCCCAGCUCAGACGAUCCCGAGUACGGCCACGGCGAGGCCAUGGCGGACGAGUACUCGUUGAGCUCCAGCGACGAGUAUCAGCGUACCAAUUCCAUCAUCGCUCAGCACGCGCAAGCGGUCACCGCCGCCACGAAGGGCGGCACGGCAUCGAAGAACGCUCUGCGCUCGGUGUUGCUCACCAUCGAAGAUCCGGCAUUCGCCGCCGCCGCCGCCACCACAACCACUUUGAUCGACGACGAGACUUCACCGGUCGACAGCCUGUUUGACAGCCCGACUGCCAGCAUCACCCAGUCGGACGGAAAGCCGUCGAAGAGGGACGAGGAGCACGCGCACGAACGUUCGGACAACACUCUCGAGGACGACGGUCCGGGCACGCCGACGAACGCCUCCAACUCGCUCAGCUUGUCCGAGGGUAGAGAGUUCUUCGACGACGAGAUCGCGGACCAGCCCGGAUUGAUUUUCAGCGACAGCAACCAGAGGGCGAGAGUCGAAACGCCGUCCGCUAUAGGGAGUCAAGAGAAUAGCCACACUGUGGUCGAGAUAAGCUCUAAGAUGAAUGCUGCGCAUAACAAACGCGUAACGAACAGUCCUCAUCAUGGGCAGCGUUUACGUCGAACAGCAAGCCUGGACACUCUAUCGCCCUGCGAAUCCAUCGCGUCGGAUGAUUUAAUGUUAGAUUACGACGGCAGCGACGCGAGCUCCUACGAGGAACAGCAGCGAUUAAAUUCCAAUCCCGCGUUGCACGAGCUGGAUGACGCAACUAUAAUCUCCGAGCUGGAGGCUCAGGGCGAGGAGGUGAUGAGGCAGUGGAGUUCGUUAUUGACCACCGCGCACAUGGAGGAGGCGAAUUCCAAUUCCGCCAACAACAAUUCCAUCAACAGCACGACCGGCAACAAUAACAAUCAGGCCGCCACCGAAUCCGGAAUCGGAAGUGACAGGAUGUCAAGGCUGUUACGCAGCAGAUCGGGAACGGAAUCGCCGCGUUCGUUAGACAACAUGCGCAACCGUCAAGUUUCUAGUCCUAUGAGAACGUCGGGAAGCGUGUCAUCCUCGUGCGUCGAUUCCGGUGACGAGGCCAGCCUCAGGAUAGACCGCGGCACGUACCAGUACAUGUUCCAGGACAUCGUCUCCAUAAAGACGAUGCUCUUGAAGCUCAAGCGGGUCCUUCAGGAGUCAGGAGAGAACGAUUUGACGAGGACAGAAACUCUCAACCCAUUCGAUAAUCCGAAGAAUGGUCUCUUCUGUAACCUGAACGAGGGUGGAAGUAGCACGACAGACGUGAGCACAUCACCGGGUAGUGGCGGUAGUAGUAUCGCGGACGAACUGGCGGAUAUGAGGCGGCAGGUGGUGUUCCUGCAGGGCCAGGUGGAGGACCGGGAUCGUACGAUACAAGUGCGGGAUCGUACCAUCGAGCUACUUGAGGUAAAUAACGAGGUCCAGGUGUCGAAGCUCCAGGGACCUAAGAACGGCGACGCUCAGAGCUGUGCUUUGCCGACGCGCAACAACAACGUCUCCUCCGGGGACACGUGUAACGCCACCACGCAAACGGAGAAGACACGUCCAGUGUCGGCGGGACCCUCGCUCCUACAGUCACUCCCGCAGGAUGGUGUCAUGGGGCCUCUCGUUAGUUGGAGUGACUCGUCGGACCGUCAGCGACCAUCACUGCUCUCCGAGCUUAACUCCGCCGGCAGCCACCGCAAGCCAAUCGAACGUUUACCUCAUACGCUAAGACUCCGUCAGGAACACACCCCGACGCGUCGCGUUAGCGCGCACGCGAGGAGACACUCGUCCGAAUGCGUGUCUGGCUCGGCCGUCAGGCCGAAGGACUGCGCGAAGUCGCCGUGCGACAUGAACGAUGCGGAGCAACGUGACACCAAGAUUGAAGGAAACACGGUCAAGUCCCUCAUUCCGACACCUAGGAAACUGCGGCUUUAACGACACGCCGAUUUAUAUUAAUUCUUCUUUGCAUCUAGCAACGUUUCGUUUCGCUCGGGACGUCCGCAUCGUCGAAGUACGUAGAAAACUCUUGUAAGACAGACUGAUCACCUCACGGGCAAAUCAUUCAAUUAACGUGAAACUUUUAUGAUUUUUCAUUCAGUAAACCUAAAUAUCUAAAUCGAGAACGAGUCCACAGACCGUUCUAGAUAAUAAUUAACUUAUAAGUUGCAAUAGAACGAUCGCUGGAUCGUACAUCUACCGGAAAGAAUUUAAUCUGUGUAACUAUUCGAAUUGGGUUUUUCACCAGAAAAUGUGUUCGACCGAUUCGGACGUCCAAGACAUCGUAAAACAAUCUUUCGUUCUAUCUCGUACUCAUUAACUCACUGCGCGGCAUCACGUUCACGUUCCACAUACAUUACGUGGUAUAAACGGUGUCGUCUUUAUGCGCUCGUCUGAUACAAUUCGCCGUUGUAUUUAUGUAACGCGGUCGCACGAAACCAUCUAUUCCCGAGCGAAUAUAUUUCGGACGGCGUGUAUAAUUCGCACCUGCGCGCGUCAUGAGUACGGGGGUGUGCACUUACGUUAAUGUCAACGUUAAUGAUAAAUUUCAUUUCCCCACUUAAACGUGAUCUCAAGUGCAAAAUUAGGGAUUAACGAAUUAUCUGCUUGUGAUUAAAUCGCGAUCGCGACUUUAUCUGCAUAUCUCUCGGGCGAUUGGUUUGGGACCUGCGCUUCGUACAUGCGUGGCAUCUUCCUCCAGCACGAUCAUAUCUUGGAAACGGAAGUCCUAUAUGUACGUUUUUUAGUUCGAAUGAAAAAAAAAUCUUAAUUGCAAAUAUUUAUCAAGUGCAAGUAAACUUUUGUAAUAUAUAUAUAAUUUAUUGUAAAUAUGAACGCAAGAAAUUAAUUUUAAGCGUAAUGUACAAUUGCAAGAAAAUUGAUCUAAUCUUACGAGAAGAAGUGCUGAAAUUCAGAAUCCUUCGUUUCCUUUGGACGCAAACGUACGUAACGUCUCAGAACUUAUAAUCCCUAUGUACAUAUUGAAAUCUGUUUUCUCGAGUAAGAGAGGUUUUCUAAAUACACAUUAUUUAUAAACUAUGCAUUUAUCAGCAAAUUUUCUCUUUUUUUAAUCGCUGUGACCCGACGAAAAUUAGACGCAGCCGAUCAUUGUCGAUAAUAUCACAAAAAACGUUUCGUGUUGUGAUUCAUUUAUCAUCGUCGUUCAAAGAGUACCGCAAGUACGUUUCGUAUAAUUUUGAGAGAGUCGCACGAAUGUAGCUUCAGUUCGUGGAUACGCCUCGCGACAAGUAGGCACGGAUUACGAUUAUAAUUAAGUGAAGCCAGGGUAUUAUGUAAAUUCCACUCGUCGUUUUUAAUUUAUUGUGUGCUUGGUAACGUGCUUGGUGCUAGUAAGUUCGUAUUCGGUAUUAUAUAAGUCCUAAUGUAUGAUAUUUAGACUCUCCUGUCUUUCGCGCAAUCACACUGACAGCACGAGUUAAAUCCAAAUCUCCUAAUGUCAAAAAGCCUUUAACUCUUGAGAUUCGAGCUUUUAAUUGUUAGUUUGAGUUAUUCCUCUGAAUUAUAAUAUCUCUCAGAUUAUAUAUUUUUAUCGAAUAAUCUUGAUAAAUUUUUGAGAGAAUUUGAAUGAGAGAUUUCAAUAUAUGUUUAAUGAGUUUAAUCCUUUAUUUAAUUCUAUAUAUAAAUGACAAUAAUUAUUAUUGCACAAGCGCAAUUUCUUAAAAAAGCGUUUUCGCAUCUGCAUUGUAUAAUAUUCCGCAGUAUUAUAGCAAAACAUAUCACGUUAAACUGAAUAACGUCUGGAAAAUGACGAAUGUCAGGAGAAACUGGAUAUCAUAUGAUUAUUGUAUAUUUAUUUGUCCAUAUUUUUAAUUUAUACGCCUAUUAUUCGCGAAAAUAAAGAAUGGAGGGAAAAUGAGAGAGUGAGAGUGAAGACGAGAAAGAAAUAUAUAUAUAAAUAUAUGAAAUCUCAUUAAUUUUUUAAGAAAUAUAUAUAUAUAUAAUAAAACAAAAUGUGGAUAUUAAGGAGAUCUUAGCUUUUCCGCAGGAUUAUCUUCGCAAGAUACAGUCGAGUAUUUAUAGAAAUGUACCGAGUAGUUCAAAUCCUUACUAUAUUAAUAACGAAUACAAAUUAAUAGAUCUGAUAUGGGAUAAGUUAAAUGGCAAUUUUAUUGGUAUUAUCGAUCGAGCAAUCGACAUUUCAUGUUAAUCGCCCGCCAACGGCUGUUACAUCUCCGGUGAGGCGAGCCUGCGAUUAAAUGCGAGCGAUUUCGAAAGCUUUCAACUCUGUUCGACAUCGUAUAAAAAAGUUAUGGCAAAUAAAAGGCAUAUAUAAUACAGU
This is a messenger RNA of Wasmannia auropunctata (little fire ant), 6071 nucleotides long. Its product is annotated as putative mediator of RNA polymerase II transcription subunit 26. The coding region runs from base 470 to 3709 and encodes 1079 amino acids. Lineage: Eukaryota; Metazoa; Arthropoda; Insecta; Hymenoptera; Formicidae. The transcript is spliced from 13 exons. The record is from RefSeq and is a predicted model, not a curated record.